AUGCAGCUUGUUGUGGCAACAAAUGCUGCAUUACUUCAACAAUUUUACUGGAAGUCGAUGCUUCCCACCACACCAAUGCCCAAAGCCAUCACUGAUUUGCUACACCCUGAUUGGAGGGAAGAGAAGGACACCGCUGUAAAUGUAGGGAAUGGUGGUGUAAAUGUUGGUGUAGAAAAGGGAAACCAGGGACAAGGUGGUGGCACUGAUGUUGAUGUUGGUGGAGGAAACGAUGGAGUGAAUGUACGCGCAGGACCAAAGGGAAAGCCAGUGCAUGUUGGAGUGGGGAAAUACUCUCCAUUUGAUUACAAUUAUGCAGCCAGCGAGACCCAGUUGCAUGAUGAUCCCAACGUGGCACUCUUCUUCCUGGAAAAGGACUUGCAUCAUGGAACCAAAUUGAACUUGCACUUCUCUCACACAUCAAACGUUGAGGCCACAUUCUUGCCUCGUCCUGUGGCUGAUUCCAUACCCUUUUCAUCAAACAGGGUCAGUGACAUAUUGCACAGGUUCUCCAUCAAGGCAGGGUCAGAUGAGGCUGAAAUGGUGAAGAACACCAUCGGUGAGUGCGAAGAGCCUAGCAUCAGAGGAGAGGAAAAGCGUUGCGUGACUUCCCUUGAGUCCAUGGUUGAUUUCGCGACUUCGAAACUUGGAAACAAUGUUGAUGCCGUCUCCACAGAAGUGGGAAAAGAGAGGGAGUUGCAAGAAUACACAAUGGCAGCAGGAGUUAAGAAGUUGGGUGAGGAGAAGGGUGUUGUGUGCCACAGUGAGAAAUACCCUUAUGCAGUGUUCUACUGUCACAAAUCAGAUAGCAUUAGAACCUAUUCUGUCCCAUUGGAGGGUGCUGAUGGAAGCAGGGUCAAAGCAGUUGCAGUGUGUCACACUGACACAUCAAAUUGGAAUCCCAAGCAUUUGGCCUUCCAAGUGCUUAAGGUUCAACCAGGAACUGUUCCCGUCUGUCACUUCCUACCUCAGGAUCAUGUCGCCUUUGUUCCUAAGUAG
Messenger RNA from Sphenostylis stenocarpa, 996 nucleotides. NCBI's taxonomy places the organism in Eukaryota, Viridiplantae, Streptophyta, Magnoliopsida, Fabales, Fabaceae. The record is from the annotation of a GenBank genome assembly.